This is a messenger RNA of Erythranthe guttata (spotted monkey flower), 2048 nucleotides long. RefSeq names its product 2-oxoglutarate (2OG) and Fe(II)-dependent oxygenase superfamily protein. NCBI's taxonomy places the organism in Eukaryota, Viridiplantae, Streptophyta, Magnoliopsida, Lamiales, Phrymaceae. The record is from RefSeq and is a predicted model, not a curated record.
UAUAUUUAGUGGUGAAUAUAUAUUUAAUGUAUAUUUCUACUGUUAAUGUGCUCCAUUGGUGAUGUAGUUGCUUACACGAGCUAAUUUUUGGAAGAGUCAAACUUAUGUUUGUUGUUUAUUAUUUUGAAUUUAUACCUUAUUUAUUACCAAUCAUUCACUGGUUGUUGGGAGUUGCAUAAUUAUUCAAAUUGCAACAUGAAAUUUGAAUUUAUUUCAUGAUUUGGUGGAAAUAAAUUGAUUUUUGGUGUUUGGGUUUAAAAUUGAAAUAUUGAACUGUUUUACGUUUCAAUUAGGCGUAUUCUUUUCUGCAUUGUGUAUGGUUAGGGUUAUCAUAUGCAAAUUAAGUUUUUCGUUUUUCGUUUUUCGUCUAAUCUAAUCGUGUUUUUAAUUCGAUCUGAUAUAGUUGCCUGAAAUUCCUAAAUAUUUAAUACAGUCCCUUGUUAAUUACAUUAGCAUUUCAUGUGAUUGUUUUUAAAUUAUUUUGCUUAAUCCACUUGAUAAUGUAAUGUGGAUAUAUUUUUAUCCAAGUGGCAAUGUUGAAUGUGGCUAAGAUGUCUGCAUAACCGAUGUAGUAGCUCUCGGAAAAAAAAAACGAUUUUUCUAAGGAAAUUACGGUAUCGAUAAAUUACGAAUCUAUAUUGUAUUGAUUUAUUCAGUAGCUGCCUGCGUAAAACUCGUAUGCUCACCAUGUAGCUUAAGUGUCGUAAAACGACUUUAACUGCAUAUUAUUUAUUUGGUAUUGGUUGUUUAUUCCGCCUCAGUUGCAAAGAUCGUGUACGGUGAGAAAAAUCUCCGAUGUUCGAAAUCCUGUUUUGAAGGAGGCUUCUUUGAUUUAGGAUUCGUUUCUUUUGUUCGACGGUGUAGUCGAAAACAACCUAGUAUUACGACGUUGGCUAUAGCUUAUCGUGUUUCAAACGAUGCAGCUCGCUGUUCUAGAUGUUUCGCAGCCGUUGGAUUCUUCGUCUCUGUCCUCUCUAGCUGCAGCCUGCAAAGAAUGGGGUUUCUUCCAAAUCGUCAAUCAUGGCAUCUCGAAAGAUCUGUUCGGCCAAAUCUACUCUCUGUCGAACGAGAUUUUCUCUCUCCCUUCCGAUUCCAAACUCAAACUAGGCCCCUCUUCAUCGAUCAAAACCUACACCCCUCCUUUCAUUGCCUCUCCUUUUUUCGAGAGCAUUAGAGUUGCGGGCCCCGCUUUUGCCGACUCUGCUCAGAGCUCCGUCGAUGCCCUCGGUGAACACGAUUCUCGGUUCAGUGAAGUGAUGCAAGAAUAUGGGAGUAAAAUGACGGAAUUAUCCAAGACAAUCGUUAAGGUUGUCUUAAAGACCCUCGGAGAUGGAUUCGAUACGAAAUUUUACGAUUCGGAAUUCAAUAACUGCCACGGCUACUUGAGGAUAAACAACUACACCCCUCCUAAUAACUUCGAAGAAGGAGAAACCGAGGGGCUGGGAAUGCACACGGAUAUGAGCUGUAUAACGAUCGUGUAUCAAGAUGAAAUAGGAGGGCUCCAAGUGAAAUCGAGGGACGGGAAAUGGAUGAACAUCGUCCCGUGUGAGGAAACCCUAAUCGUGAAUAUCGGAGACAUGAUGCAGGCGUGGAGCAACGAACGGCUGAGAUCGUCCGAGCAUAGGGUGGUGUUGAGGAAGCUCGUGAACCGAUUCUCUAUGGCUUUCUUUUAUUGCUUUGAGGAUGAUAAGGUUGUCUUGUCACCCGAUGAGGUGGUGGGGCCGCCGGAAGUUACGAGAAUUUACGAGGCGUUUGUUUGUUCGGAUUAUGUGAAGUUCCGGGAGAAUGUUGUGAAGGAGGGGUUCGAGAAAGUCGGUUUUACGGUUAGAGAUUUCGCAGGGGUUGUAAAGUCGGAAAAUGGAGUUUAGUUAUUUCCAAGAAUUUGGUAUGUGGAAAGUAUUUUAUAUGUAUUGUAUUAAUUUAAUUUGUGUGUGUUAUUGUUCAAAUUUGUUGAGAUUGAGAAUGAUUUGUGUAAGAGAAAUUAGUAGUAUAUGGUUAUUUAUUUUUUAUUUAAUUUUAUUUUUUAAAUGUGAAUGCAAUUUGUGUGU